AUGAGUCUUGUUAACGCGAAUAAUAUUGUGUUUAGAAAUAUUUACUGUGCACUUUGCAAUGGUAUUGAAAUUGACGAUAUCCAAUGCGACAUCACUACACGAAAUAUACGGAAAUAUAAUCCUGUAGAUAGAACGCUAGCAAUCACUAUUAUAGUCUAUCUCUGUAUACCCGACCUCCGUACUUUACCAGGUAAAUUACUCAUCAGUCUUUUAUCAGCCAUGCUUAUAGCUGAGCUUCUCCUAUUUAUCUCAUUACAAGUCGCUACUUCUACAGUGCUGUGUACAUCUUUAGGUAUAUUGAAACAUUAUUCUUUUGUAGCGACUUUCUUCUGGACAAAUGUUGUGUCCUACAAUGCCUGGUACACCUUCUCGGGAUUUAUACAACAUCGGAGUUCAGGGAAAGGUACCAAGAGACUUGUAUUGUAUUCCUUGUAUGCUUGGAUCUGUCCACUUGUAAUUGUACUAGUAUCACUGAUAUUUGAGUACACACCUGGAAAUCAUGGACUUUCUCCAGAAUAUGGUAAACGUACAUGCUGGAUUUCAAACAGAAAAAGCCUGCGGUGGCUAUUUUCAGUCCCAGUAAUAAUCAUCUUAUGCUUAAAUAUCAUUGCAUUUAUCCUCGUUGCUAGAGGGUUAUAUAUGGCUAACAAACUUUCUGCGAAAUAUUUAUCAAAACAUAAUAAAUUGGAGUUCAUUGUUUGCAUAAAACUAUUCUUUCUUAUGGGAUUUACAUGGACAUUUCAAUUCCUGUAUGCCAUUACAGAAAUUGAAGAAUUUUCUCUAAUAUUUUAUAUUUUAAAUUCCUUUAUUGGGGUAUUUAUUAGUUUAUCAUUUCUGAUAACAAAGACCGUCUGCCGCCAUAUAACUAAAAGAUUUCGUCCAAUCUCAAAAUACCAUCCAAACAAAUCGAAUGCGAUAUCUUUAAAUUCUCACAGAACUGUAUCGACACAAAUACCAACAAAACUUACGUUUGAAUAAGGACAACUGUUGUUCGGUGAACGAAACGAAUAUUUUUGUUCUACAUAGGAUCCAAAGAAAAUAACUACUGCCUUCAUAAUGGGACAAUAUGAUGACUAUAUGUACAUUAAUAACAAUAUUUCAUGAUAUAAUCGUACUGUGUGUACAAAGUAA
Octopus bimaculoides (California two-spot octopus) is the source of this 1131-nucleotide messenger RNA. RefSeq names its product latrophilin receptor-like protein A. The record is from RefSeq and is a predicted model, not a curated record. NCBI's taxonomy places the organism in Eukaryota, Metazoa, Mollusca, Cephalopoda, Octopoda, Octopodidae.